CCUGCGUCCAAACGGGAGCUGAGUUUGCAAGCUGCCAGAGGGCGACCGGGCUGGUGCUGCUGCUGAUGUCAGAGCCAGAAGACAGUUGUGAUUGGAUCCAAUUAGACUUUGCAGCAGCAAAUAGACAAGCUCCCUGCGUGAUUGGCUUCGAAGUGGCUGGUGCCAAACAACUAGCAGAGGUGCAAAAGUAGCAGCCUGGCGCUGGGAGCCCAGAUGAAGAGGCAGCCCAAGGAGGGCUCCGGAGCGCUCAGGACGGCCGGCCGGGCGCACCUUUCCCGGGUCUUGCUGCCCCACGGACAGGCUCAGUCCUGGGGCUCCCAGCGCAGUCUCUCAGACCAGCAGGAGCGCCCAGUGCCAGAGAACAAUUAGGGAGAGAGACGCGCGCUCGCGUCCUUGGUCUUAAAAAGUGAACCCGCUCACCGAUUUGCAAAAGCAGAAGCAGCCUGCUCGGCGGCGGCGGCGGCGGCGGCAGCGGCGGCGGCAAGGGAGAGAAAGGUGAAAUUGCUUAAGAAAGGACUCCUCUCCGGUCCUCGCGACUGGGUCUCAGCCAUGGCAUCCGUCCUGGGGAGCGGCAGAGGGUCUGGAGGGCUAAGCAGUCAACUCAAAUGCAAGUCCAAGAGGAGGAGGAGGAGGAGGUCCAAGAGGAAAGACAAAGUAAGCAUAUUGUCCACCUUCCUCGCUCCCUUCAAGUACCUAAGUCCUGGCACCACAAACACGGAGGAUGAAGACAAUCUAAGUACCAGCAGUGCCGAAGUGAAGGAAAACCGCAAUGUCAGCAACCUGGGGAUGAGGCCCCCUCCUCCUGGAGACUGGGCAAGAGGUGGUGCACCCAGCAUAAAAAGGAAAAGACCCCUGGAGGAAGGGAACGGGGGCCACUUGUGCAAACUCCAGCUGAUCUGGAAGAAGCUCUCAUGGUCAGUGACCCCCAAGAACGCCCUGGUCCAGCUGCACGAACUGAAGCCGGGCCUGCAGUACCGGAUGGUGUCGCAGACGGGCCCGGUGCAUGCCCCAGUCUUUGCGGUGGCGGUAGAAGUGAACGGCCUCACCUUUGAGGGCACGGGGCCCACCAAGAAAAAAGCGAAGAUGCGAGCAGCGGAGCUGGCACUGAAGUCCUUCGUGCAGUUCCCCAACGCUUGCCAGGCACACCUGGCCAUGGGCAGUGGCACAAGCCCGUGUACGGACUUCACCUCGGACCAGGCCGACUUCCCAGACACGCUGUUCAAGGAGUUUGAGCCGUCCACACCGAAUGAGGACUACCCAGUCUGCCGCCCCGUCGACACCGAGCUGCUGUCCACUGCCUACCGGCACGGGCGGCUGCUCUACCAUACCCUGGACCUGAUGGGCCAGGCCCGGCCAGACAGGCCCAGGCCAGCCCCAACGGCCCCAGGGGAGAGGAACCCGGUGGUGGUGCUGAACGAGCUGCGCUCUGGUCUGCGGUACGUGUGCCUCUCGGAGACGGCCGAGAAGCCGAGGGCCAAGAGCUUUGUCAUGGCCGUGUGCGUGGACGGGAGGACGUUCGAAGGCUCAGGACGCAGCAAGAAGCUGGCCAAGGGCCAGGCCGCACAGGCCGCCCUGCAGGCCCUCUUCGACAUCCGGCUGCCGGGCCACACUCCCAGCAGGAGUAAAAGUAACCUCUUGCCACAGGAAUUCGCUGACUCCGUGUCCCAGUUGGUGACACAGAAAUUCCGCGAGCUGACAGUCGGCCUGACAUCAGUGCACGGCCGCCACAAAGCACUGGCAGGAAUCGUCAUGACCAAAGGCUUGGACGCCAGACAGGCACAGGUCAUCGUCCUGUCCUCAGGGACCAAGUGCAUCAGCGGAGAGCACAUCAAUGACCAGGGGCUGGUGGUCAAUGACUGCCACGCAGAGAUUGUGGCCAGGAGGGCAUUUCUGCACUUCCUCUACGCACAGCUGGAGCUGCACCUCAGCAAGCGGCGAGAGGACUCCGAGAGAUCGAUAUUUGUGCGGUUAAAGGAGGGAGGCUAUCGGCUGCGAGACAACAUUCUCUUCCACCUGUACGUGAGCACUUCCCCCUGCGGAGACGCAAGACUCAACUCUCCCUACGAGAUCACCACAGACCUGAACAGCAGCAAACACAUCGUCAGGAAGUUCCGCGGGCACCUGCGCACCAAGAUUGAGUCCGGGGAAGGGACAGUCCCCGUCCGGAGCCCCAGCGCAGUCCAGACCUGGGACGGCGUCUUGCUGGGAGAGCAGCUAGUCACCAUGUCCUGCACAGACAAGAUCGCCAGGUGGAAUGUCCUGGGACUACAAGGCGCUCUCCUCUGUCACUUCAUCGAGCCCGUGUACCUCCACAGCAUCGUCGUGGGGAGCCUACACCACACGGGCCACCUCUCCCGGGUCAUGAGCCACAGGAUGGAGGACAUCGGCCAGCUGCCCACCUCAUACCGGCACAACCGACCCCUUCUCAGUGGAGUGAGUAAUGCCGAGGCACGGCAGCCAGGAAAGUCUCCCCACUUCAGCGUGAACUGGGUCGUGGGCAAUGCGGACGUGGAGAUUAUUAAUGCCACCACAGGGAAGAGGAGCUGCGGGGGCUCCUCCAGGCUCUGCAAGCACGUGUUCUCUGCCCGGUGGGCACGGCUGUAUGGUAGGCUUAGCACACGGAUACCAAGGCACGGAGACACGCCAUCCAUGUACUGUGAGGCCAAGCUGGGGGCGCACACCUACCAGUCUGUUAAGCAGCAGAUGUUUAAGGCUUUUCAGAAAGCAGGGCUCGGCACCUGGGUCAGGAAACCACCGGAGCAAGAUCAGUUUCUACUAACUCUCUAAGUCACCAGACUCCUUUGCUAUUGAAACAUCCAGAGAGGACGAGGCUGUGCGCGUGGAGCAUCAUGGUGUGUCCAUGGGUCCCCUGCGUUUGUUUUCCUGCAGUGUUCUGGACACACACAAGUGUUGGAAGUUUGGAUGAGCAACUAGACUUGAAUUUGGGUUGCUCAUCCCAAGAACCCUGUCCACUACACCUACAGGUACAAGUGCCGUUGUGUUAGCUCUGUGUCUUCUUGGUGGCGUCAAAGGGAGAGCUUCUAUACAGGCAAGGUGUGUCGUGGGGGAGGGGUGCUGGCUGCAGCCUUGACAAGUUGUACUGAAGCGUCGCCAAUUAGAAAUAAGCCUCAGGCACCAUUCCCCUGUAUUCCUUCCCCUGCCAUGCACCUCCCCACAGAUGUGUUCGGGUCUCCCUAGCACAGUAAAUGUUACACUUCAAGAUAAGCCACACGUGAAGAGAAAAGCCAUGGAACCGUCCCUCCUCCCCACCUCCCUUGCCACAAGAAAAGAAAAAAAGAAAAAAAAAAGAAUCCAACAACAACGUUCUAUUAUUUUCAUUAUUCAUUUUGGUUUCUUACUCCAUCUCCUUUCCAAAAGGACUUGAGAUGCACAAUGUUAAACAUGUAGAAUAGGAUCAGAGAAAUGAAAACCAUCCUUGCAAAGCAAAGGGGCAGUUACCCAAGGCACCAAUGAGUUAAGAUCUGUGAUGUAAGGAGACCAUUUCUAAACAUCCUGCUAACUGGACGCUGCUGAAUGCCCCAGGUCUAUUCAGCCAAUCACAACUCUUAGUUUCUUUAGACAGAAAAGGAUAGCCAUUGCAGUCUGACUGUGUAAGGGUUAGCUACUGCCCAACAACCUCCUGAUCAGAUAAUAACAAAACUGAGUCUCACACCAAAUUCUGAAUUUUUAACUUGAAUUGUAUUAGACACCAAACACACAAAAAGUUUUCAAAAACCACUUUGAUUUUAGCCUUGAGGCCAGAUUUCUUUUCUUCUAGGUUCUCCAAUCACCGUCUUAUUGACGAAAAAAAGGAAAGAAAGAAAGAAAAAAAAAAAUAAAGUAGCUGCCAAAAUGCGAGAAGCAGGAUUCUGUCAGCAGGCAUCAAAGAUUACAGCUGGACUUAGAACCAUUUCCUCAACAUCUUCCUAAGAGGGGUUCUGGAUUCAGGCAAGGAUGAGGCACUUCCCUACCAUGUUCCUUGAAUUAUUCUACCACUGAGAAUGCAUUUCUAACAUUCAUGAUGUGAAUUAGCAGGUCUAUAAUUUCUUUAAUUAAAACAGCCCUAUCUGAAAUUCAUUAGGCCAAAUAACAAAACGCAGAAGUAGCCACCUCUGGAGUAUAAGCUUCCUAUUUAGAGUUCCAACUUGACCACCACCCCCCC
This is a messenger RNA of Oryctolagus cuniculus (rabbit), 4162 nucleotides long. RefSeq names its product adenosine deaminase RNA specific B2 (inactive) (gene ADARB2). The record is from RefSeq and is a predicted model, not a curated record. Gene Ontology annotation, cellular component: cytoplasm; nucleolus. Gene Ontology annotation, biological process: RNA processing; adenosine to inosine editing. Lineage: Eukaryota; Metazoa; Chordata; Mammalia; Lagomorpha; Leporidae. Gene Ontology annotation, molecular function: double-stranded RNA binding; tRNA-specific adenosine deaminase activity; adenosine deaminase activity.